GGGUAAGACCAUGGAGAAGACCGCCAAUGAGAUGAAAGAGGAGCUAGACAAGUGGAUCAAGGAGAUGCAGACGAAGGCGAUGUGGGAGCUCAUUUUCACCAUCGCCUCGUUCGCGCUCAACUUUGCGGCGCCCCUUUUGGCUGCGAGUAGCGAAGGCGCAAAGGUUGAAGGGCUCAUGCCUUGGAAGCGGACGGGCGCCAAAAAGUCAUCAAGGCCGCAAAAAAUAAACGAGAUGUCCGAAAAAAAUCGCUGGGUUAAUAUGGCGAACCAAUUCUCCGACGACCCCGACAUUGCUUUGCCUACGAAAAAUAACUGGAAAGGAGCGGAGACGCAACGCAAGGCGGGCUACUACCUGAUCAAGGGCCUCGACGGUUUCAUCAAUGGCGUCCGAGGCAUUACACAAGCGAGUAAGGCUCUGAGCAAGGCGGACAACAUGGACAACAAAGUGCGCGAUGCCGCGGGCGUGUCGGUCGAGCAAAUGGAGCAGAAGUUUGGAUGGCCAUCCAACACAUCCCUGAUCCCCACGAGCAACGACUCGGUGGCGAACCUUGCCAUCACGGCUUUCAUGUUGAACAGCAUCUUGCCGCAGCUUGGCACCGGCUACUGGUCGUCCAUAUACGCGAGCUCCGGCGACCUGAUGGAGCCUUACACAUCUGGUUACAACUCUGCCAUCAACGUGCUCGCCCGGCGGUGGCUCAAGGAGAUGCGUGCACAGUGCGAUUACGGUAACGACUACGUGACCCAUGGGACCCGUUUCGUCGCCGGCGUUGAUCGAUCUCGCGCAGAUGGAGGCGAACAAAAUGAUUGACGAGGAAAUCACCAAGGCGUUCGGCGACGACUCGGUCAGCUUCGAGCAGAGCUCAAAGGAGAAGCGGUUGUUGAUCGGGACCCAAAUCUCGUCCAUGGCGUUGCAGCUCCACAUUACUACACGGCAGCUCUGCCAGUCGUACGCCUAUCAGACGACGCGUUUCUACCAGCAGUGUGUCGUUGGCAGCAUCGGUUCCAAGGGGGUUGGUGGCAACCCGCUUGAUGCACUGUGCGGCGGCUUCUUGGAAGGAACGGCCUACUUCAGGCCAUUCCAGAAGGACCCCGACGUUUCGAUCGAUGAGUUUGUGGACUACGCAAAGACCUACGUGGAGGGCCUCGAGACGAUGUUCUCGCAGGCAGGCCGUCCACCACUCUACUCGCUUCGGUGACCAUGUCACCCUUCAUGUCCUUAGGCACGACGCCAGCGGUCGCCCCGCGUCGGCCCACGGGGGGAAAGCCGGCUCCGCCGCGGGGGCAGCCACGUCCGGCCACUUCUUCGCGCCGCACGCGGAGGAGGCGGAGGCGCCCGUGCUCGAAGCCAGCGACGGCGAGGUGCGCCGCUUCUUGGCGCGCCACUGCGGGGUCCUUCUCGGCUGGGUCGGAGCAUACGGCGCCUGCGACCUCACCCAUUUCUCGGUGCCGUACGUCGGCCUUGAUGGCGUGCAACCGCUCCUGCUCUCGCGCUACGCGCUGCUUCUUCCCGCAGUGCUCGCGUUGCGCGGAGCUCUCUCAUCGAGCCAGGCGACGGCGAGGGGCAACAGCGUCGCGGCAGUCUGCCUGCUGGCGCUGCCUUUCUGCGCGCUGCUCGCUGUGCUCCCCUUCGUCGGGCUCGACGCCAGCCCCUGUUUGGUGCCGUACACGCUCGUGCCGUGCGCGGGCAUGCCAGGCGCCCACCCGCUAGCUGACUGCGGGCUGGAGGACUGCGACGGCGACGGAAUCGAGGACAGCAUCGGGGGCGCCGUCGACGACCUCAGGCGCUACCACAGCUCUUGGUGUGAGGCGGGUGGCGCGCACACGGUCCUGUCGGAAGCCGACGUCGCUGCGGCGGCCGCGGCGGGGAGCGCCGUAUGGCAUUGCGCCAUCGUCGGUGACUUCCUCGCGGCUGUUAGCGGGAGGGGUGCAGCGCCAGCUUUGCCACCGUCGGCGCCUCCGCCGCCGCCACCGGCCGGUUUGUUCCACGGCGACGACCAGGAGUUCUAUAGACCAGGAGCUCGCGCGUCGAGCUUGGCGGCGCCGACCGGUGCCACCACUACCCGUGGGAGUACCUCGCCGAGCUUGCCGCUUGGAUCGUCCUCCUCUCCUAUCGCCUCACGCACCUCCCCCUCUCCCUAGUGGCGCUCGCGGCCUUUGCCGGCUCUGUGGCGGCCGGCGCGAUGGCCUGCUGUGAACAGCGUCUCUUCACACACUUGGGUGUGAAUAGGGUCGGCGGCGUUUGUUGGGAUGAGUGUGAAACGGGUCGACGCCUUCUGGGGCGAGGAGCUCGGCGGCAAGGGCGCACUCGCCACCAGCCUCGAGGCGGCCGUGGGGUACGAGCUGCUGCGCUGUGUCGCCAUGCUCUGCGCAGCGCACACCGUGGGCGUGCUGCACCACUUCCACCACGCCCGCGGCAUGUGGCGCCCCCUCCUCCUCCAGGCGCGGCAAAAGGCGUUGAUGCCCUGCAUGGAGGAAGAGACUGCAACCUGCGACCGGCUGCUCAAGUCGAUCCUGCCGCCGCACCUUGUCCGAUCCCUUGGCUCGCUGACCUCGAGCAAGGCCCUGGCAGCCACGGCGUUGGCAGCGGCCCGUCGGCGUCGCACCACGGGAGCAGCACGGGCACCAUUUCGACGAGCGCCGACUGGUACGCCGCCACGGGGCGGGCCGAGGCCAGCUGCAGCUCCGGCGGUGGCGGUGGCGGGGACCUCCCGAUCGGGCGGAGCGAGUGGAGCGCAUCAGCAGGGGCGAGUUUGGCACCGUGCAGCCUUCCGCGAGGCGGGCCGGCUUCGAUCGACCGGCGCGGCCGCAGCGCGCGCAGUUGGCGGAGAGCUUCAGCGAGUGCGCAUUCCUCUUCGCCAAGGUCGACGGGCUGUCGGCGCUACUGAACGACGCAACGGCCGAGCCCCCGUGCGCAAGACGGCCAACGAGCAGUACUUGGUCGCUGCCGGCCUGCCCGACCCAACCCGCCUCCCGGACCCGCACGACCGCGCGGCGGCGGCGGCGCGCGUCCUCGCCGCACCGACACCGCCUAGACACACAGUCUCCGGGGGCGACCGGCUCAGCUGCUUGCGCCGUGCGGGAGCUCAGGCCGGCUUCGGCUUCGCGAUAAUCAGACCUCAGCUGCGUGCUGAGGCGCCGAGGGCGCCGCAGCUCACCGUGCAGGUGGGCAUCGACUUUGGUUCCGCCAUCGCGGGCGUGAUCGGGCACAAGACCUACCAGUACGACUUGUGCGGCGACGCCGUCAACACCGCCGCCCGCAUGUGCUCCGGCUCGGAGCCAGGUCGUGUCCACGUGUCGCAGGAGGCGUACCGGUGUCUGCGCGGCCGGUUCGGCGCGAAGAGCCGCGGCCCACGCUACUACAAAGGCAAGGGCGAGAUGUACACUUACUUCCUCGAGAACGCGCCUGGGGCUCUGCCGGAGGAGGCCACACCGGCGCCUGCCGACGCUGCCGAGGCGAUCUACUAGCUCACAAUGAAUUACGGUAUGCCGAUGCGGUGGCAUCUCGGCCGUCGCUUGUUUUGACUUUUGUUACCUUUUUCUGUGGUCUGUAUACGACGCUGCUACUGCAGCUCUCGUCCGGCAGCUGCUUCU
Emiliania huxleyi CCMP1516 is the source of this 3591-nucleotide messenger RNA. RefSeq lists its product as hypothetical. The transcript is spliced from 21 exons. The coding region runs from base 2248 to 3465 and encodes 405 amino acids. NCBI's taxonomy places the organism in Eukaryota, Haptophyta, Isochrysidales, Noelaerhabdaceae. Gene Ontology annotation, biological process: intracellular signal transduction; cyclic nucleotide biosynthetic process. The record is from RefSeq and is a predicted model, not a curated record.